AUGCCGGUGCUGAGGAUGGUCAUGAAGGACAUCGGACCUAUUGGACAGGAUAGAAACUGGAAGGGCAUCGGCAUCUCCCUGCUGGUUAUUUUGGUGGUGCUCUCACUUAUUGGACUGUCCAUUGUUCUGCUGUCAAAAGAUGAUGGUGGCAAACCCUUUGGUUCACAGUUGACACUGGAUGACCUCUUUCAAAGAAACUUCCAAAUACAUGAUCCUGAUGCAAAGUGGAUCAGUGAUGAAGAAAUCAUCUUUCGGAGCUGGGAUGGAGACGUUUUGAGAGUCAACACUCGCGGCAACGAGACAGAACUCCUGCUGAAAAACACAACGUUUGCGACUUUUAAGGCCUCAAAGUUUGCAGUUUCUCCAGAUCUGAACUUUGUUCUUCUGGGAUAUGAUGUCAAGCAGGUCUAUCAGCAUUCCUUCUUGGCAUCAUACCUGAUCUACAACCUGUAUACAAGGCAAGUGCGGGAGCUGAAUCCUCCAGAGGUGUCAGAUUCAGUCCUCCAGUUUGCCUCAUGGGGUGUUCGUGGUCAGCAGCUGAUUUAUAUAUUUGAAAACAACAUUUACUACCAAACGGAUGUUCAGAGCAGCUCGUGGAGGCUCACGUCCUCUGGACAGGAGGGUGUCAUCUUCAACGGCAUCACAGACUGGCUGUAUGAGGAGGAGGUGUUGCACACGCAGGCGGCUCACUGGUGGUCACCUGACGGCUCCAGACUGGCCUACCUCACCAUCAACGACUCCCUGGUUCCUAACAUGCUCCUGCCCCGCUUCACAGGCUUGCUCUACCCCAGAGGGAAGGAGUACCCUUAUCCUAAGAUGGGUCAAAUCAAUCCCACCGUCAGACUCUAUGUCGUCACUGUGGACGGCAGCUCCCUGACGACUGAACUGAGACCUCCUGACAGUUUUGAAAAGAGCGAGUACUACGUCACCAUGGUGAAGUGGGUGGCGCCCGACAGGCUGAGCGUGCGUUGGGUGAAUCGAGCUCAGAACAUGUCGAUUCUUUCGCUGUGCGAUGUGACGACAGGUGACUGUGCAAAGAAACACGUGAUGACAGCAGAGAAGUGGCUCGAUCGUCAGAAUGAGGAGCCAGUAUUCUCCAAGGAUUGCACGACAUUCUUCGUCACCAUGCCCUUAAAGCACGGCGGCCGCGGGACAUUCAACCACAUCACCAUGAUCUCCAACCUAUCCGAGGGUCAAGAGGUCAACAUCCGCCACCUGACUUCAGGAAGCUGGGAAGUCGCUCAGAUUCUGGGCUAUGAUGAGAGCACCAGCUCAGUUUACUUCCUGAGUACGGAGGAGGGCUCAACUCAGCGCCACUUGUACAGAGUCGCCACCGUGGAUCCAUUUCACAAAGCAUGCCUCACCUGCUCCCUCUUCAAGUUAAAGUGCACCUACUACGACGCCGUCCUCAGCCCGGACUAUCAGCACGUUCUUCUCAGCUGCAGAGGUCCUGGAAUACCCCAAACUACUCUUCACAAACUGAGUGAUAUGAACAAGCACAAGACUCUGGAAAAGAACACGGUAUUAAGACACGCACUGAUAAACAGGACAAUACCCAAGUGGGAAAGACGAACUGUACAAAUCAGCAACUAUGCACUUCGUCUGGAGUUAAUUGUCCCAUUAAAUUUGGAUGAAACAAAGGAGCACCCACUUUUACUGAUUCUUGACAGCGCCCCUGGUGGCCAGGCCGUGAGCGACUGCUUCUCUCUCAGCUGGGACUCUGUGCUCGUCAGCUCAGACGACGUCAUCGUGGCUCGUCUGGACGGCCGGGGCAGCGGCUUCCAGGGUCAGAGGGUCCUGCACGAGGUUCACCAGAGACUGGGGACUGUGGAUGUCCAAGACCAGAUCACAGCUCUCGAGCACCUCGUCAGGCUGCCGUACAUCGACGGCAACAAAGUUGGAGUUUAUGGAAAGGCGUAUGGAGGAUUUCUUUCCUCUCUCCUGCUCCUCUCCCACAGCUCUAUGUUCCAGUGUGGCAUCGCUGUCGCGCCGAUAACAAACUGGAGACUCUAUGGGUCGGCCCACGCUGAGAAAUACUUUGGCUCUGCAGGAAAAGAGGACCACAAAUACCAAAUUUCCUCUCUGCUUGGUAACAUCACAGCACCGAGUCCUCUGAACUUUCUCAUCAUCCACAGCACAGCAGAUGCCACUGUUCAUUUCCAGCAUUCUGCUGAGCUGGUGAAGCUGCUGGCCGCCGCAAACGUUAAUUACACUCUCCAGAUUUUUCCAGAUGAAGGACACAAUAUUGCCUCCGCCAAGAGCCAACAGUACAUGCUGAACUCAGUGCUCACCUUCUUCAGGCGCUGCUUUGAGGACGAGCAGGUCGUUGUCUCGGAGGCGUCCCAGGAGGACGACUAACCUGUCGAACCUCCUGCGGCGGCAGAGCUCAGUGAAAAGUGGAGCAACUGCCGUCGUGGGCCAACAAAGAGAGGCUGUGUUGUCCUGAAGGGCUGCUGUCUGUAAAAGCACUCCAAGAGCAUGAGCAAACCUCCGGUGUGUAAGAUGUGUAGCAUUACGGG
This is a messenger RNA of Chelmon rostratus (copperband butterflyfish), 2519 nucleotides long. RefSeq names its product inactive dipeptidyl peptidase 10-like. Gene Ontology annotation, molecular function: serine-type peptidase activity; dipeptidyl-peptidase activity. Lineage: Eukaryota; Metazoa; Chordata; Actinopteri; Chaetodontiformes; Chaetodontidae. The transcript has 26 exons. Gene Ontology annotation, biological process: proteolysis. Bases 1 to 2358 code for a protein of 785 amino acids. The record is from RefSeq and is a predicted model, not a curated record.